Molecule: messenger RNA, 2546 nt
Organism: Leptonychotes weddellii (Weddell seal)
Lineage: Eukaryota; Metazoa; Chordata; Mammalia; Carnivora; Phocidae
Source: RefSeq, a predicted model, not a curated record
UUCGAGAUGCUGUUUGGCGACUCGUCGCCAUUCCCGGAGCACCUCGGCCUCGGCCCAGAGGCGAGUGUCGGUCGCUGUGUCGGAGACACCUGUCCCCGACACCAAGACAGCCAGCCCUCUCCGCUGCCCCGCGGCGGGAGAGCGUGUCCGGCCGGCCGGCGGGGCUCGCGCACCCUCCCUCGUCUCCCCUCCCCCCGCAGCCUCCGCCCCGCCAGGCCCGGCCCGGACCUCCGAGCCCCGGCCUCCUCCUUCUUCUCUGUCACCACCGCCGCCGCCGCCGCCGGGCUCCACAGCCCCACCCGCCGCUUCUCUUUCCAGUUUGAGAAGCUGAAGAAGGAAACAGGGAAAAAUGUCGCCAUGAAGGCCGAGAACCGCUGCCGCCGCCGACCCCCGCCGGCCCCGAACGCCAUGAGCCUGGGUCCCCGCCGCGCCCGCUCCGCUCCGACCGCCGCCGCCGCCGAGGCCCCCGUUGAUGCCGCAGAGCUCCCCCAGCGCCGCCGCCACCGCUUCCGACAUGGACAAGAACAGCGGCUCCAGCAGCUCCUCCGCCUCUUCGGGCAGCAGCAAAGGGCAACAGCCGCCCCGCUCCGCGUCGGCGGGGCCGGCCGGCGAGUCUAAACCCAAGAGCGAUGGAAAGAACUCAAGUGGAUCCAAGCGUUUUAAUCGCAAACGUGAACCUUCCUAUCCCAAAAAUGAAAAUUUUAGCAACCAGGUCCGUCGCUCCAAUUCACAGAAAAGCAAAACUUUUAACAAGAUGCCUCCACAGAGGGGUGGCGGCAGCAGCAAAGUCUUUAGCUCUUCUUUUAAUGGUGGAAGACGAGAUGAGGUAGCAGAGGCUCAAAGGGCAGAGUUUAGCCCUGCCCAGUUCUCUGGUCCGAAGAAGAUCAAUCUGAACCACUUGUUGAAUUUCACUUUUGAACCCCGUGGCCAGGCGGGUCACUUUGAAGGCAGUGGACAUGGCAGCUGGGGAAAAAGGAACAAGUGGGGGCAUAAGCCUUUUAACAAGGAACUCUUUUUACAGGCCAACUGCCAAUUUGUAGUGUCUGAAGACCAGGACUACACAGUUCAUUUUGCUGAUCCUGAUAUCUUAGUCAACUGGGAUUUUGUGGAACAAGUGCGCAUUUGUAGCCAUGAAGUGCCAUCUUGCCCAAUAUGCCUAUAUCCACCUACUGCAGCCAAGAUAACCCGUUGUGGACACAUCUUCUGCUGGGCAUGCAUUCUGCACUACCUUUCACUGAGUGAGAAGACCUGGAGUAAAUGUCCCAUCUGUUACAGUUCUGUGCAUAAGAAGGAUCUCAAGAGUGUUGUUGCCACAGAGUCACGGCAGUAUGUUGUUGGUGAUACCAUUACGAUGCAGCUGAUGAAGAGGGAGAAAGGGGUCUUGUUGGCUUUGCCCAAAUCCAAAUGGAUGAAUGUAGACCAUCCUAUUCAUCUAGGAGAUGAGCAGCACAGCCAGUACUCCAAGUUGCUGCUGGCCUCUAAGGAGCAGGUGCUGCGCCGGGUAGUUCGGGAAGAGAAAGUAGCUCUGGAGCAGCAACUGGCAGAGGAGAAGCACACUCCCGAGUCCUGCUUUAUUGAGGCAGCUAUUCAGGAGCUCAAGGUAAGACGAUGCCUGGAAACAGGAUAGGAUGGUGGGGAUAAGUUACCUCGGUCCCACAUUUAAGAUAGUGACCAGGGAAAGGCUAAAAAAGCCAGUUUGCUCUGUGUUUUGGUGAUGUGAGGGAAGGGCUGACCUAGUGUUUUUUUUGUGUUUUAUUUUGACAGGGGGACCUAGUGGUUUUCAAAGUGCUCUCUGGAGCUGAAAGGAAGAAACUAAAAUGAUCUUAUAGCUAGUUGAGUCACUGAAGUCGUCUCUUAGGUUCUGAGUUAAGCAAGGUAGACUUUUUUUUCCCUAAGAAAACACUUGGAUUUAUUUUUAGAGAUGUUUUAUUUGAGGGGCAUUUUGAAGAAAGUAUGGCCUAUCCAGCAGGCCCUAGCAGUGCCUGCUGAGGAUUUGGAGCAGCAGGAAUUUCCCAAAUACAGAAUUUCCUAAGCUCUGUACCCUUUAGUAGGUGUCAGAAUCCCUGGUUGUUGGGCUCCACCCUGAGAAAUGGAUUCAGUCAAGGCUGGGCGAAGUAGGCUUAAUAAUUUGCAUUAUAAUGCGUACCAGGGUGAUUUUGAUGUUGUUCAUCCUCAGACCAUAUUUUGAGAAUUACAGAUCUUAAUUAGAGCAACGAAAGGCCUUGUUUAUUGAGCGAUUGGCAUGUGACAGGCCCUGUGCGAAGGUACCGCUAUUUACAUUUAUCUCACUUAAGCGUCAUAUCCUGGGGUGAUAGAUACAACUAUCCCCUUUCAUGGAUGAGGAGAUGGAGUCAUGGGUUACGUAAGGUAAUUUGCUUGAGGACAUGUAACUAAUAAGAGGUGAAGCUGAUAUUUGAACUCGUCUUUUCUGAGCCUUCUCUGGCAGGGUCCUGUGUAUUUAAUUUGUUUUUUUUCCUAUAAUGCAGAGUAUUUGUUCAAGUGCAUUUCAGAGAAGAAAAGCUGUAUCAAAGUAGAGCUGUCCAGGG